CUGUACAGACGUCCUACUACGUUAUUUUUUGUCCCGAGCUCGGCUACCUCAAGGACGUGGACGUUUAGUGCCGGUCCGUCAAUCAAUACAGAUAAGCAGGUCACGGACAUAACUUACAAACAACACCUCCGAGCAAGGCGCUGACCAGUCCUUGACCAGGAGUGAAACAGAACGUAGGAUUCCUAUACAGUGCAAAAAACGACAUUAUGCUAAUUGGAACUCCAGUUGUACAGAGAGGCACGGCUGUGUUAUCACCGUUCCAAAGGGAAAAGCUUGAGUACUACUUCAAAUUUUUUGAUGUCGAUGGCGAUGGGUACCUGAUGAAAAAAGACCUUACUCUCUUAUUCCAGAAAAUAAUAGAGUAUACUGGAUGGGAGGAGCGGUCGGCGGCGGCUGUAGAACUCUAUGAAGUGCAUUCUACAUUCUUCGAGGUUUUGCACGAAAAAACUGACAUCAACUCAGAAUUGAUUGGUGUUGAUGCUUGGAUGUCGUUAUGGGAACAUAUGAUACCCGGAUGUAUGGGAAUGCAUAAUUUCCCAAUAUGGCUCCGGCUAUUACCGAGGUCACUGUUCCGGGUCAUGGAUACGAAAGAAGAUGGUCAUUUGGAUGCGCUAGAAAUCCGGGAGUUUUAUGAGUCGUUUGUAAAGAUACCAGCAGACGAAGCCGGCGGACUGGCCAACAGAGCAUUCAACGAGAUGACAGACCAUGGACGUUAUCCGCUGACUUUAGAGGGAUACGAGCAAAUCUUUGCCAACUUCCUGUUGGGACGAACAAAAUACGGGCCAGGCCGAUACAUCUUCGGCUGCUUCGAGCAUUCUGCUGACGACCAGUCUAGUCUUAUUUCCGGUCCACCAAAAGAAGACGCUGUCACUGCAGUCGCUACAAAGUUCCCGCGCAGAUCAAGUGACGCAAUCAGAACUCCACUGCGCACGGUCUAGAAAGAGUAAUACCGGAAGUUACAGUUAAAUGUACAUAACAGGAUUGAUUUAGUACCUAAUCAUUCCCCUACGGAGAGUUUACGUCGUUGAUAACAGGCAGAAAUGGUAGGGUGAUGUGUGUGCUUGUAUGUUACUCAAUUAACUAAUUUCGUGUCAAUUCCAGUUGGAUUCGACCCCGACAUACACUCAUUUCAUCAACAAUCAUUUAUGAACAAUGAAAUUGUAUAUCCAUCAAUAAUUCUUUUGACCAAUAAUGUGCCUAGGUUACAUUAAUGUUGGGGAUAAUUAAUAAGUUUCUAUAUUUUUAAAGUGUGACUUUAGAAUGUUUUACAUUAACGAUACACAAUGCCAUGAACUACUGUUAAAUAUGUAUGGAAGGUGAAAGAAAUCAUAAAUAAUACGGAAGGCAUGCCAUCUUUUAUUCAAAUUAUUUAAGAAAAUGAAGAUACGAAGAAGUUGACGUAUAUCAAUAGCUGAACACUUGGGCAUUGAUAUUUUAAAAAAAAUGAACGCAUAUCGUAAAUUCAUAUCCAUUUUGUCAGUUGAAAAUAUGUUAUGACAAAGCUAUCCUCACUCCUACCAUAGGCCCUAGCUGCCCAAAGCUUGAUCAGAGUGCAAACUGGGCAAGUCGGAACAUUCUAUAUCAUUUAACAGCCGUCGAUUUUUUGAAAACAAAUUGAUAACUUUGAAUGGAAUAUCUUUGUGUUUCCAUUGACCUCUGGGGCCUGAAGUGGUCGGUAUUAGUCUUACCUGAUUAACAAACAUCCUGACACACCUUCAUUAUCACGAAGUCGUAUUAAAUGUCAUACAUUGGUUAUGGGAUGUAUAUCGGUAAUGUAUAUUGUAUAUACUGUGUAAGGGGAGAGAGGGGGUAGGGAGAGACCAUUUAUAUUGUGCCUCCCGUCCCAUGAUUGAUGAAUUAAUAAAGCUUAAAGAUCAUUGAGUUUUUCGGUAACAUUUUCAUUGCUGACACUUUGUGUUAUAUUUACCUUAGUUGUGAUGUUCACAUCACAAAAUUGUUAUAGUAUUGUUCUGCAUAAUAUAAUUUUUACAGACGUAUUACUACACAAAUGAUUGUGUUCUCUGCAGCUCAGUUUAACCUUAUUCCUCCAAAACGUUGUCGAAAAUCAUUGAUAUAUGCAGAAAUUGUUCCACGAUGCUGAAAAAAGUUUGUUUCACAAUGUACCUUAAAUGUUAUAAAUAAUGAAGAAACGUUGAUUUGUUUUGUCAUGAAUCUUUUAUAUAAAAAUAGAAAUAAAAAUGUUGAUUAUAUCUGA
Messenger RNA from Ylistrum balloti, 2215 nucleotides. RefSeq names its product sarcoplasmic calcium-binding proteins II, V, VI, and VII-like. The coding region runs from base 207 to 938 and encodes 243 amino acids. The transcript has 6 exons. NCBI's taxonomy places the organism in Eukaryota, Metazoa, Mollusca, Bivalvia, Pectinida, Pectinidae. The record is from RefSeq and is a predicted model, not a curated record. Gene Ontology annotation, molecular function: calcium ion binding.